Molecule: messenger RNA, 621 nt
Organism: Effrenium voratum
Lineage: Eukaryota; Dinophyceae; Suessiales; Symbiodiniaceae
Source: the annotation of a GenBank genome assembly
AUGGAUAUCAAGACCCAGGAGAAGUUCCCUCCGCUGCGCUCGGGUCGCCCCGUGGGUGGUGCGACUGAGGCGCGGUGCCAGCUGGGGGGCGUGCUGGUGCGCUCUGGCAGCGUGCCCUGCCGCGCCCAGGCGGAGCAGCUGCUGGCUCGGCUGCGCCGCACGGCGCUGGAGACCCUGCCGCUGGAGCAGAGGCUCGCAGCAGCAGCAGAGGCGCUCUGUGUGGAACGCGCGGAAGUCUCCUUCGUGGUGACCUUGGACGCCCGGCGCUGGCUGGGCCGAAAAAUCGAGUCCCCGACGCUGCGGAGUCUCGAGGAGACCUUGCACUGGAGGCGUCGCGCGGAUGAGGCGGAGGCCGCUGGCUGGCCUGGCGUGCGGGAGCUGUGGAAUGACUGGCAAUGCCUUUGCCGCCCCAAACAGCUCCAGCACCGUCGCCGCAGCGCCUCAGAACUGCAGCGCCUGCAGCAUGCCGGCGACCUGGAAAACCAGCGCCGUGAGGCGCGGCGGCCCUCGCUGCAAAGCGCCCAGCAGCAGGCGGAGCAGCUGCUGAGCCGCGCCAUGGCAAGGCCCAGGUCGCGCAAGCGCCAGGUGAUCCUCCGGGCCGUGAAGCGAAGGACGCACUGA